UCCUCCUCUCAUCACAACACGGAGGAUGAAUGAAGAAACCUCCUUCAGCUCCUCCUGGACACAAACCUGCAGCGACUCUCUCACAUGUGGACGAUGAAACUAGAAGCAGCAGCUCGGACUUUAUGCCACUUUUCGUGCAGUCUGGAGGAGCUGAGAUGAAGCUUUUUCUCUGAAACAACGAGCUCCGUACUGAAGCAUCAUGUCCAUGUGGAUGUUUCUUCCUGUCAGUCUGCCCGUCUUCACCAUCACAGGAAUAUGGGUCGUAUAUGCGAUGUCCCUCUACAACCAGCACGUCUGUCCUGUGCAAAACUGGCUUUACAAUGAGUCCUGUGAGGAGCCUCUUCAACUGCAGAGGGGUCCUGUGCUGUGCUGCACUCUGGACAACAUCCCACUCAUCAGUAAAUGUGGAACUCUGCCACCUGAAAGCUGCUUUUUCAGCCUCAUAUGCAGCACCGGAUCCUUCAUGGUGAUGCUGAUCGGCCUGCUGAGAUACGCCCACGUCAUCGAGAAGCACCAGAACUGCGUCCUGAACACGGCCGGACUCUCCACCGGCUGGAUCUGCGCCGCCGGGCUCAUCAUGGUGGGAAACUUCCAGGUGGAUUUUGCCAAAGUCCUGCACUACGUUGGAGCUGGAGUGGCCUUCCCGUCCAGCAUGCUGUUCGUUUGCCUCCAGUCGGCUCUGACCUACAGACUGGCUAAAACCCAGGACGAGUACCGGAUGGGUCACCUCCGAGUGGGGAUGGCUCUGCUGGCUCUGGUCGCCCUGGUGCUCAGUGGAGUUUUCUUCUGCCAGGAGAGCUUCGCCCUGCAGCACACCUCCGCCAUCUUCGAGUGGGUCUACUGCAUGCUCAUCAUGUUCUUCUACGGGACGUUCGCCUUCGAGUUCGGGGGGAUGUCGGGCGACACGCUGAUGGUUCUGUCCAGAGGAGGCGGCCUGCAGAGCUUCUCCACCUCCAACCACAAGGCAGACGUAGGCGGAGGUCCGGGCCACCACCAGCCGGACGGUCUGUCGAUCCUCUAACUGAGCUGGAGGUCAAUCAGAAGACCCUAAAGUGGAUUCUGGAAGCUGCAUCCUGCCACGCUCACUAUUGCACAAAGAGACCAAAGACUGGCAGACUUCUAUCCUGCUUUGUAAAAGUAGAAGCUGCAGAACGUUGCACAGCAUCAUCUGCCUUAAAGUGCCUUUCUGAACAUGUGUUUGUUUUCGUUCUGCUAACAAUCGCUCUCUGAACUCUUGGCUGGAGUUGCCUUUUUGUCCUGAAAGUGCCUCAGAUGUGCGGCGUCGUCAGCACUGGAGUUUCCUCUCCUGUUUAGCCGCUGAGACGUCGAGCCCCGUGAUGUUUUUACUCAGGAAGUUUUGUUACAUCAUCGGCUUUCGCUCUUCACUUCGACGGCAAGGUGAAGCUUUCCAAAAACUUCUGACAAUAGGUGGACGUUACCGUGUGCCAAGAAUAAUGCGUUACAUUUCAAGUGCCUGAAGUGUUUAUGAAAGCGUGCGUUUGCGGCCAAAAAUUUGGCAGCAGUGUAAAUGUUUUUCUAAGUAAAUCCCAUAAUUCAAGUCAUGAUAUCUGCUGCAUCUCUUUAUGGCAAUAUUUCCUAAAUAGCUGGACUUUAAAACACCAAGAAAUACUGUUCUCCGCCUUUGGAAGUGUUCUGCUUUGACUGCUUUUCAACACUGAAUCAUGAAAGGUUUAAUUUGACUGUUUGACAAAAAUUUACAAAAACAGACUUUCAGGUCAAAGUGAAAGCAGAUUUUUACAAAAUAUUGUAAAUUAAUUAGAAAUAUAAAAUGUAAAAUAAGUGAUUCCAUCAUUAUUCACCUCCUUUAAGUCAGUAUUUAGUUGAUGUGCUUCUGGCUGCAUUCAUUUUACCUUUACAGGCCUGCUGCUGAGAAGCUCCCCGACAUCAUGAUAAUGCCUCCACCGUGCUUCACAUCAUAAUGCCACCACCAUGCUUCACAUCAUGAUGCUGCCACCACCAUGCUUCACAUCAUGAUGCUGCCACCACCGUGCUUCACAUCAUGAUGCUGCCUCCACCGUGCUUCACAUCAUGAUAAUGCCACCACCGUGCUUCACAUCAUGAUGCUGCCACCACCGUGCUUCACAUCAUAAUGCCACCACCGUGCUUCACAUCAUGAUGCUGCCACCACCGUGCUUCACAUCAUGAUGCUGCCUCCACCGUGCUUCACAUCAUAAUAAUGCCACCACCAUGCUUCACAUCAUGAUGCUGCCACCACCGUGCUUCACAUCAUGAUGCUGCCUCCACCGUGCUUCACAUCAUAAUAAUGCCACCACCGUGCUUCACAUCAUGAUGCUGCCUCCACCGUGCUUCACAUCAUAAUAAUGCCACCACCAUGCUUCACAUCAUGAUGCUGCCACCACCGUGCUUCACAUCAUGAUGCUGCCACCACCGUGCUUCACAUCAUGAUGCUGCCUCCACCGUGCUUCACAUCAUGAUGCCACCACCGUGCCUCACAUCAUGAUGCUGCCACCACCAUGCUUCACAUCAUGAUGCUGCCACCACCAUGCUUCACAUCAUGAUGCUGCCACCACCGUGCUUCACAUCAUGAUGCUGCCUCCACCGUGCUUCACAUCAUGAUGCUGCCACCACCAUGCUUCACAUCAUGAUGCUGCCUCCACUGUGCUUCACAGUCGUCUCGUCUGAUUGAACCAAAAGCUCAGUUUUGGUCUCAUCAUACCAAAUAACCUUCUUCUAACCUCCUUCUGGUGAGUUUUACUCCAGACUUAUUAUGAGCCUUUUUCAGUGACGUCUCUCUCUUAUAACGUCACUCUCCUAUGAAACUUUGACUGGUGAUGAACAGGCAGCAGUUGUUGGUUGCAGAGUUCCUCUCAUCUCAGUUGCUGAAGCUUGUAACUCCAUCAGAGGAGUCAUAGGUGUCUUGGUGGCCUCGAUCACUGGUCUCUUCGUAGAAAUCUGUUUUUACUUGGACAUGGAGUCUGUCUCUGUAAAUUCUUUUUUUCUUUUAAGCAAAAUUAUAUUGACUGUGUUGAAAAGCAUAAAAGGGAAAGACUUCCAAGGGGAGUGAAUACUUUUUAAAGAUGCUGUAUUUCCCGGAUGAGCUCUGUUCUGUUGUAUAUUUUGUUUUGUCCUUUAUCAGCUCUUUGCCAAAAAGAAGCUGUAUCAUUUCUCUCAGUGAAAAUGACUUUCUAUAGCAUUAAUGGGACCAAACUAUAAAGGAGCUUCUUAUUAUAAUGCUGUGUUUGAUCAUAAACAGAAAUACUUUUCUAAGAAAUAAAAUUCUGUAACGUAUACAGACAAAAAGUAAACAGAAAAAAACACGA
Molecule: messenger RNA, 3302 nt
Organism: Acanthochromis polyacanthus (spiny chromis)
Lineage: Eukaryota; Metazoa; Chordata; Actinopteri; Pomacentridae
Product: transmembrane protein 150A-like
Exons: 8
Coding region: 200-1021 (273 amino acids)
Source: RefSeq, a predicted model, not a curated record